AUGACUGAAACAAGCCCUCCUCCAGAAGCACAACGCUUCGGUAGAUCUCAGACACCCGAAAGUCCGCGGCCUGUCCAUUUACCUGAGCCUUCAAACAUUCCUGUUCUGUUGAACCAAAUGGACCCUGUCUUUAAUGACACUGCGACCUAUAACAUCCCACAUAACCAGACCUUCUCUCCUUAUUCAGAUUCUGCUCGCGUUGUGCAUGAAUCCAACUCUGGAGCACGAGACGCUGUCCAGAAUUUCCUGCGAGGCGCAGAGGAAGAGAAUGCUCGUCUCGAAAGUGGUGCACAGUUCCCAAACACAAAUGGCCGAACUACGCGACAUGACGCGACCAUAGAGACCAAUCUUCUUUCGGCCCUUGCAAAGAACUCUGCGCAUCAAGCAUCUGAGUCACAUCCAACCCAUUCCCAAGACAUCUCCGAUCAAACCCAUACUGUCGCGCAUUCGGGCAAUGAAUCCUCGACGAUUGAAGCUAAUGCCAAUUCAAGCCAUCGAGAAACUCCAUUCCAGUCAGGUGCUGAAAGAAAUUUCGAGCCAGAAUCCAGCGUGAAGCCCAAUACUCAGUCAGUCACAGGUGGAGUAGAUUACCAGUCACUUCUCGACACCAUUUCUCAAUCUGCUUCCACUGCUCCUCCCGCAGACUCUGUUUCUGCCCCAGCCGCUGCUCCAUCGCUUGUCGACCAUGGAUCUGCCCUUCCACUGCAUCCAAUCCCAGGUCUACCCCCAAAACCGCCGGUGCAAGCGAAUCUUCCAGCGUCUCCCAGUUACCACGCGUUUCCUAGCUCCACAAGCGACUUGCGAGAACAAUACCAACCCAUGAGUCAUGAUGCUCUCCAGGCCAACGGCGCCGAGCCGUCUGCAUCUGGGUCGGUACGAUCCAUGGUCCAGAGUGUCCCCACCCAAGCCCCGGGUUCUUGGGAUCAGAAUGCUGCAAAAGCGUCCCCAACAACCCAUGAGGCCAGCUUUGUUGGUCAUCCCCUUCAAUCGGUGGAACUGUCGAGAGCAACCGAUCCCAGUGAGCGUCCGUGGAGCCCAAGGACUCAGAGCCUGUAUGACCAAUUCCUUGAAGAGGAACGGCGAUAUGUGACAGAAGGCAUAUGGGAUAGGUUCCCCGCGGGGUCUCGCUUGUUUGUUGGCAACCUUGCCUCAGAGAAGGUCACGAAACGCGACCUCUUUCACGUUUUCCACAAGUACGGCCGGCUGGCUCAGAUCUCUAUCAAACAGGCCUAUGGCUUUGUUCAAUACCUGGAGGCGUCGUCUUGUCAAGCAGCUCUCCAAGCGGAACAGGCGUCUGAGAUCCGAGGACGCAAGAUUCAUCUGGAAAUCUCAAAGCCCCAAAAGAACACGAGAAACGCGCAAGGAAACAAACGACGGCGCUCUCGCUCGCCAGACCGUGGAGCUGCGCGACAGAAUGAUCGACAUGGCCGCUCCAACUUCAACGGUUUCCGAGAGGAGAGAAACAGGCGCGAUGACUAUCGUCCUGCACGGUCACCCUCUCCCAGAAACUUCCGCCCACGGGACGAUUAUCGUGCAAAGGCACCAAGUCCGAGAUUCGGCAUUGACGGAAGACAGAGAUCUCCGUAUUCUAGCACCUUCCCGCCGCAGCCUCCAACAGCAUACGACGAGGAGGCUACUCUACCAUUGCCUCGCAGAGACCCACGAGAAGUGCCAGACGUACAGCUCCUCAUUCUUGAGCCUUCGGUCGCACAGAGCUUCAUCAACUGGAUAGAACAGGGAUUCCGGGCCAAAGGUCUGCGAGCUUCGACCAUUUGGCUCAGUCCUCGACUUCCUCUGGGAGCUGUCGUCAAAAGACAGAUCAUUGAGGGUGUCCAGGCCGUCGUGAAGCUGUCGCAGACUAAUCAAUACAACAGUAAAAUCCCUCUGCAGGUUUUCGACAGGAGCAUUGGAGCUUCAAAUGUCAACUUCAAUGAAUAUGUUGACCUUGACGUUCCAGUCGCAGCAGAUAUUGUGCUUCACGCACGACAAAAAGAACGAGGAGCAGUGCCGCCCACUCAAACUUUCCCACCGCCGCCUCCACCGCCGAGCUAUCCACACGGGCAAUAUGGCCAUCCACCAUCUCAAUUUCCGCCACAAGUGCCUCCGCCGUUCCCACAGCCACAGCAGAAUCCGCCUCAGGUUCAGUAUGCACAACAACCCCAUUACCCAGCUCUGUUGCAAACAGUGGUCACCCCGACCUCCGCGCCGAAUUUGCAGCAGCUGCUAGCGAAUCUUCGACAGCCAGGAGACUCGCCGAGUUCCACGCCCCAAAGUGAUAGACCUCCAGCAAACUUUGCGUCUCUUCUCGGCAAUGUAGCCCGCACACACGGGCAAGGAGGGCAAUUCUCUUCACAAGCUGUUUCCUCUUCACACCAUCCCGCACAACAGCAACAUUCGCCAACUUAUGGUAGCGUUCCAGCUUAUGGGGCAGGGCAGCAGCCACAGCAGCAAAAUGUACAGAAUAUCAUGGACACUCUCGCAAGAUACAACCGAUGA
Messenger RNA from Capronia epimyces CBS 606.96, 2496 nucleotides. RefSeq lists its product as uncharacterized. Bases 1 to 2496 code for a protein of 831 amino acids. The transcript is spliced from 2 exons. Lineage: Eukaryota; Fungi; Ascomycota; Eurotiomycetes; Chaetothyriales; Herpotrichiellaceae. Gene Ontology annotation, molecular function: RNA binding. The record is from RefSeq and is a predicted model, not a curated record.